AUGUGUUCGUCAAGGCAGCCGCCAGUUCCGCGCCAACGUUUGGGGCCGCCAUUGUGGGAGUGCCGGCUAUAUGUUAUUGUGCUUCGGAAUGGCACCCGCUAUAGAUAUAGGGUUACGUUAAGGGUAGGCAGCGAAACCGCUCCCGCAGAGCUUAGCGGCAUUGGCAUGUUCCAACUACCACUAUGCGGCCGAGCUGGUGUAGUAGGAGUAGUCGGGGCUGAAGGUCGUUGGGACGGCAGUGCAGAGGCUACCACCAAAGAGACGAGUCGGGCGGCUUCCGGUCGGUUUCGGCAUGUUGAAGUGCUAGAAACAUUAUUUUUGGCGGUCGAAGGUCUUGAAAAGUUCACACUUAGGCAAACCGAGGGCGGAAAGAGAGAGCAUACGCCGAAUAUGGUUGCCAUCAACGAUGUAGAUUUAAACCUCCAGACGAAUCCAAACGAACAGGUUCAUCCCGAGUCCUCCGAGAUACCCCGUCGAGAUACCCUUAUCGUGGUCUUGAUAACUAAAACGUCUCCCUUAGGCCACGAUUAG
This is a messenger RNA of Nannizzia gypsea CBS 118893, 531 nucleotides long. RefSeq lists its product as hypothetical. The transcript has 4 exons. NCBI's taxonomy places the organism in Eukaryota, Fungi, Ascomycota, Eurotiomycetes, Onygenales, Arthrodermataceae. The coding region runs from base 1 to 531 and encodes 176 amino acids. The record is from RefSeq and is a predicted model, not a curated record.